Molecule: messenger RNA, 2929 nt
Organism: Girardinichthys multiradiatus
Lineage: Eukaryota; Metazoa; Chordata; Actinopteri; Cyprinodontiformes; Goodeidae
Exons: 7
Coding region: 1457-2029 (190 amino acids)
Source: RefSeq, a predicted model, not a curated record
UGUCAUCUCAAGGAUGAAGCAAACUCCGCAGAACAAAAUGUUCAAAUACUUCAAAGAGACCAGCAAUGGUUAUUGAGGGGAGUGAUAGAAAUUUUGUUAUAAAGGCUUCAAUAAACAGACAAAGUGGCAUUUUUUUUUACUGCCGAGGUACUGCGAUCAGCUGGCAGCCUGUUUCAGCAGCUCCCACUCUCUCCUGAGUUUUUAUUUUUUAAAGCUAUUCUUUUAACUGUUGUGUGUUCCUGUUUUUCACAUUGGCGUAUAUAUAAUGGAGUUGACAAUUUUGAGGACAACUUUGUUUUUAUUUUCUUUGGGCCACAUUCCCAUUGUUUACGCCUGAGAUCAGCUGUUAGCUUUCGGUAGCUCUGUUGUGCCGCAUCCCACCAAGCAAUCUGAUAUUAUACAUCGGGUUGAUGAAGAAGAGACGUGGGAAACACUUUGGCAUGAGUCUUCCGGAGAUGGAGGUACAGACCCGUAAUCCCGUCCAUCAGUAUGGUUGUAAAUGUAGCAGCUCCCCUCAGAUGCCACCUCUACCAGGGUCAUUCAAUGGAAAGAAGUGGCUCUGCCGGUAAAUAAAGAUUGUGCUUCCCUACAUCGAUGGAACGAGCAAACCUUCCACUUCUGCGUCAACAGACUGGAAACCAGGAGAAAUAGGUAAGACAAAUAUGAAAUUAACAGAAAAACGUUACGAACCCUCAGUAUACUGUUUCCAAGUUAUAAAUUGACUCUAGCGAUGAUGUGUUUGUUUUGAAUCAUGAGAGAAUCCAUUUUAGGAAAAGGAAUAAUAAUUUAAGUUACCUGUAGCUUUUCUAAAACAUUUUUUUUUUUGUCUUUUCAUCUUAGAGCAAUGGUUAUUCAGGGACUUACUGAAACAAUUAUUCUGUAAGUGAACUCCCAGUCAACAUCACCCCUCGGCCUUCUGAUUCAAUUUCCUGACCAAGUGUGUGACACAGGGCAAUAAAGUAAUUAGAACUCUCUCAGUCCCCCUCCAAAAAGAGGACAUACAUAGGUUCAUGAACAGGUGAGACCCCCAGGGCCUGAUGAAUAUCAAAGUUUGCUGGUUUCUCAUUGCUAAUACGUGCUUCUAAAAGGAAAUUCUAGUUUUUGAUUUUGGUAAAGUCUACAGACACAGCGUCCCCAUGUCAGACAUCACUGACUUAUGUCCACAAGAAACAGUGCAAUGAAUAGCCAAUAUGGUAAUUGGACCUCUUUUUUUGCAUUUCAGUGUGCUGGCAAUAAAAAUCAGGUUUAGUUUCACAGUAGUCAGAGCAGAGACAUCAGAGCUGUGUACAUCGUCAAGCGUCAAGUGUGGUACAACUAAGAAAGGUUUAAACUUGUUACACUGAAAAUACUAGUAGAACUCUAGUUUAAGCUUGUUACAUUGAAAAUACCAGUACUGACAAGAAACAUAUGUCGGUGCAUAUUUCAGAAAACGAAGAAAUUGCUCCAUCUGCUUCUAAUGAUUCACAGAAGUACAAUGACAUAUUUAAAAGUAGAACCCACCACUGAUGACCUUGAGGAUUUCAUCUUGACACAAUCAGAAUAUGAUUCGACAGAGAACUCUCUGGAAGAAACAGCACCAGCUGAUCUGAUCAAGCAAACUAAAGCCGAACUUGGAAUACUGCCAUCAGCUGUCGAGCAGCAAGAUACACCCAAAGAUGCGACACUGAGGCCGUCUACCAGAAGGUCACUUUUCAAAGAUCAGGACAGCGUUCAACAGAAAUGCAUCGGUCCUGUACAAGAAGCGAAAUCUGGAGGUUUUAUCGCACAGAUUCGGAAAUAUUUAACCCCGGCCAAAAGACAGCGACUCUCUGUUCUGCAUACCAGGGCGACCCUCGUGAGAGGUUUAAUGAGCGAGGUAACGUUGAUGGUAGGACAGAUUGGUUCCAGACCUGCACAUCAACGUCGCAGAAAAAAAGUUUCUACAGCCGCACGGAUCCGUCGAAAUAAGGUCUCAUCUUUAACGCUUCUGGCUGCAUUUCUGAUUCUGUUACAGAAGCAGUUUGGUGACAUCAAGGGGAUUUUAAACUGAAGUGAUCACUGUGGGGUUUUUUUUUUCUGUAGGUUUGUUUGAUUUUUCUUAUGCUCAUAUAAAUGGAUAACCGAAUCAGACUUGGCCUGGAUGAAAUAAAAAAUGUAGUAACUGAGCUUAACGAAAUCCCUAUACCUGCACAUGUUUUAGAGGAUGAAGCAUCUCUUGUUAACAACCACAAUGAAUAUCAGCACGGUGACUUUUUAAACUUAAUCAAUCAGGCUCUUGAAGAUUUAAAUAGAGCACCGUCUCCACUCAGCAUUCAGCAAAAUGAAUCAGCUGACUUACAAAAUCCUACAACAUCACACAAUGCUGAUCAGCAUGGGGGUCAUUUCAAUCAGGAGAUAGCGGUCAGUUCUGAUCAAAUAGGGUGAGAUCAUCCAGCGGUUGUUGAACGUGAAUGUUUUAAUAACCAUGAAAUAAGGAGACCUUUUACCAUCCCGCCACCCUGUCCGGGGAACGUUCCGGAUCUAGCUGCAUUCUAUACAAACAUCAUGCAUAUUCUCAUUGAAUUAGCCGACGCCGCAAGAUCUUUAACCAGACGUAACGACGUUGCGCAGCUGGAAUUAGGGGGUGAAAAUCUCAAUUGUCACGUCACAUUUACUGUUACAGAUGAUGGAAAUAUGAUCCUGCCUGCUUUUGAGAACUUUCUAGAUGAUUUAAUACAAUCGAAUGCAGAUGUACCUGUAGAUAAUAACCUGGAAUUUGUUCUUCAGGUUGUUAAUGAGCCUGCAGGAGGGGUGAAACGUAAGGCUACAGGAACGUUAGACAGUGAACUAAUUAAUAAGAAAAUGCGUCAUCUGUAUGUUAUAAAUAAUACCGAUAAUCAGUUAUGCUUUGCAAUCUGCCUCGCACACGUCUCUGACCCUGAGCUUACGGAUGACUGUGCUGUAGAACUGG